Messenger RNA from Chaetomium strumarium, 1290 nucleotides. RefSeq lists its product as uncharacterized. The record is from RefSeq and is a predicted model, not a curated record. NCBI's taxonomy places the organism in Eukaryota, Fungi, Ascomycota, Sordariomycetes, Sordariales, Chaetomiaceae. Bases 119 to 1009 code for a protein of 296 amino acids. The transcript has 3 exons.
CCCAGCGUUGCCCUAGCGCCGCGACCCUUCAAGUCAACAUUGAGACCUUGAGCACUAGCCGAACGUUCGUUUUGAGUUAGGCGACACCGGGCUCUGCUACCUUAGACAAUUGAGCAAGAUGUGGGAGGACCUCGAACUCGACCCCGAGCGCAUCCCGACUUUCAAGUUGGUCUUUCACUCCCUCCAGAUACUCUUCGGCUUCGUGUCAUGGGCGCUCGAGAUCGCCGUUUUCCGAGCAGACAAGUCGAAGAUCGUGGGAAACAAUGGCUGGACCUUCGCAGUGUUCCUUCUCUCGGUACCGGCUUGGAUCUACCUGAUGAUGGCCCCGCGCUUCCCGCGAACUCGAAAGAUUGCCCAGCCGCACGCGAUGCUCACCGUUGACGCUGUUUUCGCCGUCAUCUGGCUCUCGGCCUUCGCUACCCAGGCCGCCUAUAACACCGCCAAUCAGUGCGGUACAGCUUGCAACAUCAGCAAGGCCGUUGUGGGGAUGGCCUUCUUCGUCUUUCUAUUUUUCGGCGUGACGACAUUCCUUAGUGUCUGGACUCUCAAAUACUAUCAAUGGAAUCACCGCUUGCCGGGUUACGACCGCGGUCAGCUCAACAGCCAGAACAUCGAUCCGGACAAGGCCGCCUUCUCGCUGGCCCCACAUGACGAGGAAGCCUACGCGCCCGUCAACAUGAACGACCAUGACCACGACCAUGACCACGACGACCAUGACCAUGACCAGGACGGAUCCCACUACGGCGGCCCAGGUCCCCGCUCCGACUACUCUGACCCCUACACUGGGGCAGCUAGUCAGGUUGGAGGCGGCAGCACGGUCAGCGGGUACCAGGACAACCCGUUCCGCCAAAACGAGGGGAACAUGUUUGAUAACGACACCGAAUACCACUCCGGGAGAAUCUCUGCUGCGGGGAGCCGUUACACGACGACGCCUGCGCCGACGGACCUAUAUGGGGAUGAUGCGAGGCCGGCGAGGUUUCCUGCGGCGGCCUAUGACCGAAUCUCAUGAGUGAUGGCGACUAUGAGCCUGCAAGGUUUCAAGGUUGAAGACUUCGAGGGGAAAUAUAGUGUUGGAGGAUUUCUUGUACCUUGUGGACGAGGUAUAUGGACGGGCUGGUGUACUAUCCGAGCCUUUUAUUCCUCGCUUGGUAGGGUCAUCUACGGACAAUAUUGGAUUUGCGUAGCUUUCUCUGGUGUUAGCGGCGUUAUAGAGGGUAGAUCACAAGGAGAUACCAUGAACAUCUGGAUUUUGUUCGGUGUCUUCUAGCCUUUGAUACCUAUUCUUGAAUU